Messenger RNA from Ficedula albicollis (Collared flycatcher), 4094 nucleotides. It is a transcript of the gene COCH, whose product is annotated as cochlin. The record is from RefSeq and is a predicted model, not a curated record. Lineage: Eukaryota; Metazoa; Chordata; Aves; Passeriformes; Muscicapidae. The transcript is spliced from 12 exons. Bases 1 to 2568 code for a protein of 855 amino acids.
AUGGGACCUCGGGUUGCCACAAAAAUUGUGCCCAGUAGGCUGCACCUGCGGGAGAUCCCCCACGGGGGAAGAGCUCAGGGACGCGCCUUUUGGCGGCCUUUGUCACCGACCCGCCCGAGGGCACCUCUAGCUUGGAGGGAGCCUGCUGACGAGCAGGAAUCUCUUGACAAGAUCUCGGGAUCCUUAGUAGCAGAGAAAAACGCCAGCAGAAGUUCCUGUUAUCUGCAUUAUCCGCCUUCCAUAAUUUCGCAUUUGAGAUGCUCCAGUAGGAGAAGACCCUGUCACGAGGAAAACAUCGCCACCUUUAUCCUGCGUGGGAAGCAGAAAAAUGUGUUCCUGGGACGAUCAAAGCUCUGGUCGGGUAUUUCCAUCUCGUCGAAUGAUUCAACCAGGCUUAAAUCCCCCGCUUCUCCCCGCUGCAGCGUCCAGCGGCACCAGGUAAGGCCUAAGGAGCGGGCCCCUGACAGCCCCUCGCAGCCCCUCGCAGAGCUCACGACAGCUUUGUCCCUUCGCUCAGCUUCGAGCAAGGGGCAGAGGUUGAGGCGAGCAGCCAACACCUCGCUCGCACUCCCCAAGACAUCUGGAGUAAAGACACCUGACAUGAGGUGCCGGAGAGCCGUGAGUGGAGGGCACAUCGAGGGGUGCGCGGACAGGGACGGGAAAGCAAACCGCAAAGGCGCUCCGCCGGGAACGGGAACGGGAAAGUCCUCACACCAGCACUGCCCGUCCGGAGCGGGCGAGCUGCCGGGCAGGGAGGCGAAUUGCUGCGCCGAGCGCCCAGGGAAGCGCUGCCGGCGGAAGGAGGCGGCGGGGGGCGCGGCGGGGGAGGGCCGGCAGCACCUGCCGGGCCCAGCGGAGCUGCCCAGCCCCGUGCCCGCGCCCUCCUUCCCUCCCGCCCGCCCCAGUGCUCAUGCGCGGAGCAGCGCCCCGACCAUUCCCUCUCUGUUCGCAGGCGCAUUCCUGCUCUCCGGCCCGGUGCGCGGCAGCGACAGCUCGGCUUCUACUGCUAUCACAUGCUUUACAAGAGGACUUGACCUCAGAAAGGGAACAGAAGAUGUCCUUUGCCCAGCUAACUGUCCUCUGUGGCAGUUUUAUGUCUUUGGGGAUGGAGUUUAUGCCUCUCUUUCAAGUGUCUGUGGAGCUGCCAUACACAGCGGGGUGAUUACCAACACGGGAGGAGCUGUAAGGGUACAGACUCUCCCAGGACAGGAAAACUACCCUGCUGUAAAUGCCAAUGGGAUCCAGUCUCAGGUGCUCUCUAGAUGGGCUUCAUCUUUCUCAGUGACUGGUGCCAAGGACACAGCACUUGAAGCAGUGGGACGGUCGGUGUCGACAGCGCGUCCUUCUACAGGCAAAAGACCUAAGAAGACUGUUGAUAAAAAGGCUGGAAACAAAGACUGCAAAGCUGAUAUUGCAUUUCUCAUUGAUGGAAGCUACAACAUUGGCCAACGCAGGUUUAACCUGCAGAAAAACUUUGUUGGAAAAGUAGCUGUAAUGUUGGGAAUUGGAACAGAAGGGCCUCAUGUUGGAGUUGUACAGGCCAGUGAAAAUCCAAAAAUUGAAUUCUAUCUGAAAAACUUUACUACUGCAAAAGAAGUUUUGUUUGCCAUAAAGGAAUUAGGGUUCAGAGGAGGCAAUUCCAACACAGGGAAAGCUUUGAAGUACACAGCUCAGAAAUUCUUCUCUUUGGACAAUGGAGCCCGGAAGGGAAUUCCCAAGAUCAUUGUAGUGUUUCUGGAUGGCUGGCCCUCAGAUGAUCUCGAAGAGGCCGGCAUAGUGGCCAGAGAAUUUGGAGUCAACGUGUUCAUUGUGUCUGUAGCAAAACCCACAACAGAGGAGCUGGGAAUGGUGCAAGACAUUGGUUUUGUUGACAAAGCUGUCUGUCGAAACAACGGCUUCUUCUCGUACCAAAUGCCCACCUGGUUUGGUACGACCAAAUACGUGAAGCCUCUUGUCCAAAAGCUGUGCUCACACGAGCAGAUGUUGUGUAGCAAGACUUGCUACAACUCGGUCAACAUCGCUUUCCUGAUAGACGGCUCCAGCAGCGUGGGGGAGAGCAACUUCCGCCUGGUGCUGGAGUUCGUCAGCAACGUGGCCAAAGCCUUUGAGAUCUCUGACAUCGGCUCCAAGGUGGCGGCCGUGCAGUUCACCUACGACCAGAGAACCGAGUUCGGCUUCACAGACCACCUCAGCAAGGACAAGGUGCUCUCGGCCGUCCGCAGCAUCCGCUACAUGAGCGGGGGCACCGCCACGGGCGACGCCAUCUCCUUCACAACCAGGAACGUCUUUGGGCCAGUGAGAGAUGGACCCAACAAGAACUUCCUCGUCGUUCUGACUGAUGGGCAGUCGUAUGAUGAUGUUAGAGGACCCGCUGCAGCUGCACAAAAAGCAGGAAUAACCGUCUUCUCUGUUGGUGUUGCCUGGGCACCUCUGGAUGAUCUGAAAGACAUGGCUUCUGAACCAAGAGAAUCUCAUACUUUCUUCACCAGGGAAUUCACAGGACUGGAGCAGAUGGUUCCUGAUAUUAUUAGAGGCAUCUGUAGAGAUUUUUUGGAGUCUAAACAAUAAAAAAAUCUUCUGUUCACUAUUCCUAUUUGCAGCUAAAAAUCAUGAAAUUGGAAUGGUCCCUCUAAAGUACAGAUGUUUUAUUCUUAUAUAUACUAUCAUAAUACAGAGGAAGAAGAAGGGCUACUUUUUGUUCCUGCAAUCAAAGAUUGUUGUGAGCUUGUUAGAAGUUGUACCUGAUACUGAAAUGUGGAAUUUGGCCAACAGUUAAUAUUUUCAGCAAGCAUAUAACAUCCCAAAGUUUAAAGCCUUGCAUAUCAUGCACUUAAGAAUAGCAGAUACUCAGAGGAAGUAAUACAGCUCUGACACUUUUUCUGCUAUUUGCUAGAUACCUUCUUAUGAGUUAAAAAUAAUAUUACUUUAAAUACAAGGUACUAUCUUCUAUAAGCUUUCUGUAGCUUACAGUUCUGUAUCUUUUCAAAGAGUUCUGCUCACAACACAAAGUUAUUUCAGCUCUCCUGUUGUGCAACAUCCACUAUUUCCAGGCAGCUUAAGAAAAGAUGUGGCAGAUUGUAGCUGAAAGAGUCUAUUUUUACUAGUUGGAGUUUUGCUGGAUCUGGUUGGCAAAUUUUACAUCAAAAGUCAUCUAAAUUCUACCCACAGAUUUCUGUGGAUCUAUUUGGUUGGUUCUUUUGGCACAGAAUUUUAAAGUUCUUUGAGGAUCUGGAUUCUGACAUAUUAGCUACUACUGCUGCUUUCUGCACCACUGAAGUUAGCAGUGAUAUUCCAAAUAUAACUGACAACCGGAUAUUUCCUGUCUGCUGCUUUGUACUCUCUUGAUUUGACAAAGUUGUUAUUGGCCAGACAGUUAGAGACAGGAAUUGUGGGCCAAAAGAUUAAAUUAGACCACACAGUGGAAACUGAAAGCAUUCAAAUUUAAGUCCAGAGGUCUAAACCUAAUAGAUUUAUAUCAGAUUACAUGGUCAGAAAAGAAGAGAGUAGACAGACCCAUUAAGUGGGAUUUAGUAGUUCACAGAAUAACAACUUCAUAAUGGUAGUAAAAACAUCUUUAUAGAUGUAUGAGGUUUUCCUGAAGAUGAAAGAAUAGUUUUAUUGAAAAAGGCUUUCAUCUGAUUACAUACCUAGUAAUGCUGAUAUAUUCAUGUGCACACACAUGUGGUUAAAAGGAUGUGAUAUUCACCAAGUUAUUCCAAAGUCCUGGUGUGAAUAACAUACUCCAAAUAUUUGUUAAAAAAUAAAGGGGGGUUGCAAAUAAAAUAUAGAGUAGAAAACAAAACAGCACUUUCCCUAUCAAUCUGGGGUUUCCCCUUAUCCUCUUUCCCACUAUUGAUUGUAAAAUUUCUAGUAGUUAUGGAGUGGCACAGAAGGGAUUGUAUUCACUGGGCUUUUGCUGUGCACUUUUUAAUAACUUAUAACUGGCUAUAUAUUACUCUAAACAUAAAUGGCAAAGAUGCCUUGUAUUUUUCUAGUAAUGUUUAUCCCUAAUUUUGUUACAUGUUUAUAGAUAAGAGUAUUAAGCUUUUGCUGUAUAAAUUCAUAUGCUGUAUCAACUUUGUGCAAAAAUUUAA